ACCCGGCCUUCACCGCUGUGGCUUUAUGCCUGCCCGCUGCUGCUGAAGAAGAGGGCAAAAGUUUGCCGCGGAGGGGAGAGUCCUUCUCCUCCCUCUUCCCUUCCCCUUGGAGAAGGCGAAUGCGUCGCUUUCGGAGCUGAUUUGGUAGGAACGAUGACCGAGCGAGGAUGUGCACCAGCAGUCAGAUCAUCGGAGGCCUCCUGGUGCUCUCCGUGCUGGAGAUAGGGCUGGGGGUCUCCAGCGUGGCCGUGGGGGCGGUCAGCUUCAGCCUGGCUCUUUCCGAGCGUGCGCCUCAGCUGGGAGACUCUUCUCCGGUAUGGAGCGGGGUGUGUUUUCUGCUUUGUGGAGCAUGUGGAAUACUGUGUGCCAAAAAAAAAUCAGGACUUGUCAUGAUACUUUUCUCAGCCUGCUGUAUCUGUGGACUAAUUGGAGGAAUAUUAAAUUUUCAGUUCCUUCGGGCUCUGACAAAGAAAUCCUCAGCUCUCUAUCCUCUGCAUGUCACCUCCAUGUCCCUGGCCUGCAUCGGCAUUAGUGGCUGCACUCUGUCCUCGUGGCUGACUUGCCGGCUAGCCAGCUACGAGCAAAGAAGAAUGUUUUCAGAAAGAGAGCACUCGCUGCAUCACUCCCACGAAAUGGGCGAGAAGAGAUUGAGGGGUAUUGAAAUAACCGACCUGCCCAGCUGCCCAGUGGUACCCCCGACACCAGAGUUACCUUCAAGCAGACAGGUAUCUACAUCACCGCAUCCUCACCUCAACCGACAUUAUCUGGUGCCCUUCCUGGAAAUCCCAGCAGAGACCAAGGAAAUGACAGAUAACAUGUGUAAUGGAGGCCCACACCUAAUUUAUAAUGGAAGAGCCUACUGAACGGUUUACAGUUUUCAAGAAGAACAACUACUUUCAGGAUUUUCUUUAAGAGGCAAAGAUGUAGAUGGCAGCGACUUUUGAGAGAAGGCACUGGAAACAUGGCGGCUUUUUAUUUGCAAUAAGUUCACAGCUGAAAACAACAACAGCACAGUGGCAUCUCCUUGCAGAGAUUCGUCUUGAUUUUCUCUCCCGUUAUUUGAAAAUAUUUUACUGCAUAUUUUGACGAUACACAGUAGUGAUAACGUCCUUAAUGUUUUCUUCUUCUUCUUUUGUCUGAAUGGUUUUUUGGAUGGCUGUGAUCAUAUUUUAAAAUGAAUUUUUCAGACUUUUACUCGGGCUCGCCUUAUGACGAUUUUCUGAAAUUAAAACUAAAACACAAGAAUCCACAGGCGUGAAAAUGGAGAGCGUUUAAACAAUGGAUUGCACAAUGGCAGGAAUGGAAAUGAGACUUGAAAGGCUCGCCUUUCCUAUGCAGAGCCUAAUGAAUGAAUUAUGAGCAUGCUGCAACAACACGGAUGUCUUUGUUUUGAAAGACAGAAUGCUUUAAGGAUGCCAUAAGUCAAAACCUGAACAAUGCCUUGCUGUAAAGAAACUGUAAAUAUUUCCAAUUUGUGAGGUAUAUUUCAUAAUUUGUUCAUACAAGAUGUCAAAUAAAAAGAAACCUAAAAGUGUGA
Molecule: messenger RNA, 1537 nt
Organism: Lacerta agilis (Sand lizard)
Lineage: Eukaryota; Metazoa; Chordata; Lepidosauria; Squamata; Lacertidae
Gene: TMEM196
Product: transmembrane protein 196
Exons: 6
Coding region: 168-863 (231 amino acids)
Source: RefSeq, a predicted model, not a curated record